UCCCUUCUGUAGCCUGCAGUAUUUGGAAAUGCUGUCUCUUCAUUCACUGAUCAUAUGGCUAACAUCUAUAGACCUAUUUCAUACCUAUUCUGACAGCAGUUUGCCCUUUUGUGUUUUUACUGGGAUGCAUAGUGGUUGCAGAGAAUUCUUUGUAAAACAUUCCAGCUGUCUUUCAAUGCUGGGAGCAAGCAUCACUGUGAAUGUACAUCUAAUCUCUCUCAGCCUUGCUUAAAGAUUUGCCGGCUUCCAGUGACAUGACAUAAUACACUAAACACAGCUAACCGUAUUUGCCCCAUUAACUGGGAAGAACACCAGACACAGAAGCAAGAGAGAGAAGCCUAAAGUGAACCAGAACCUCAUACGCAUAUGCAACAUAUCAUUGAUAACCAUCCAGACAUGGCUACUGCUUUGCUGGCUGGAGAGAAACUCAAGGAACUGAUAUUGCCUGGGCAGCAAGAUGACAGAGCUGGCUCUUUGGCAGCUCUUUUGGUGCAGCUUAAGCUUGAACUUCCCUUUGACAGAGUGGUGACCAUUGGCACCGUCCUUAUACCUAUACUCCUCGUUACCUUAGUCUUCACAAAGAACUUUGCUGAGGAGCCUAUAUACUGUUACACACCUCAAAACUUCACCCGCGAUCAAGCCUUGUAUGCAAGAGGAUAUUGCUGGACAGAGCUUAAAGAUGCCCUACCAGGAGUGGAUAUUAAUCAAUGGCCUUCAUUAUUUGAACACAAGUUUCUGCCCUAUGCUCUUCUAGCUUUUGCAGGAAUAAUGUACAUACCUGCAUUGGGUUGGGAGUUUCUUGCCUCAACAAGGUUGACUUCAGAACUGAACUUUCUUCUUCAAGAGAUUGACAACUGCUAUCACCGGGCAGCAGAGGGACGUGCACCCAAAAUUGAGAAGCAAAUUCAGUCAAAGGGUCCAAGUAUUACUGAACGAGAGAAACGAGAGAUUAUAGAAAAUGCAGAAAAGGAAAAAAGCCCCGAACAAAAUCUUUUUGAAAAGUACUUGGAAAGAAGAGGUCGGAGUAACAUCUUAGCCAAGUUAUAUUUAGCCAGGCAUUUGCUCAUUAUUUUUUUAAGCAUUAUACCAAUAACAUAUCUAAGCACUUAUUAUGCAACCCAAAAACAGAAUGAAUUCAUAUGUGCACUUGGAGAGCCCCCUCAUAAAACCAUAAACUCAAAGUUGCUCAUAAGAAUGAACUGUAAACUGCCAGCUGUUCAGCUCCAAAGAAUUAUUGCUUCAGUGGAUAUAUUUCUUCUUAGUUUCAUGAAUCUAAUCAUCCUUGUCAAUUUAAUCCAUCUUUUCAUUGUACGAAAGUCCAACUUCAUAUUUGAUAAACUUAACAAAGUUGGCAUUAAGACCAAGAAACAGUUGCAAAAGUCACAGUUCUGUGAUAUUAAUAUUCUUGCUAUGUUUUGCAAUGAAAAUCGGGACCACAUCAAAUCCUUGAAUCGACUGGACUUCAUCACAAAUGAGAGUGAUCUGAUGUAUGACAAUGUGGUUCGUCAACUGCUGGCGGCUCUGGCACAGUCAAACUACGAUGCCACACCCACCAUGCGUGAUUCAGGAAUUCAGACUGUUGACCCUAACACAGAUCCAGCUGACAUUGAUGUCAAUGAACAGCUUGUUGUCAAACGACCAAGGAAGAAAAUGAAGUGGAUUCCAAGUAGCAACCCUCUUCCUCAACCCUUUAAGGAACAGUUAGCAAUCAUAAAAAUUGAAAACAGCAAACCUGAAAAGCUUAAACCUGUGAGAAGGAAAACUGCUACAGAGAGCUUAAUAGCCCCUUUUUUAGAAGCUUCUGCCAAAUGCUCCUCUCAGACAAUGUCUCCUAAAGCUGAUAUAAGCAUUAUGGGUGAUAAGAAGCAUUCUCGUCACUUCUCCUUAGAUGUUCAUCCAUAUGUCCUUAACAAUAAAAAACCCAUGUCAGAGACACAGGAAAGUGCUCCAAUUGCCAUGUCUGAAAGCCAAGAGAGUGGCUUCCUGAACCAUGAAGAAAGAAUAACCGAUUCUGUAACAUCUACAAAAGAUAUGCCAAAACUAACUGCGGACACAGAAAAAGAGAAUCAGCCAUUAACUGAGAGUUGUAGAGAUGUAUCUGUUUCUGGGUUGUUCCUUACUUGUGGCAACAGGACCUCUGCAGCAGUGACUACAUCGAGUGUAACGCUCGGCCAGGUGAAACCAGAACCAAUGAGUGUGUUUAAUCGUAACCCCACUCACCCUCUGCUUCACAUUAGCACUUUAUAUGAGGACAGGGAGGAACAUGUCACUACCCUGAUAGAUCGAGGUCACUCUUCCCCAGAUCCUGGGGAAAUAAUUUCUGUGAUUCCACCAAAGCAGGUCAUGUUGGCUUCUUUUGAGGAGCCUAGGACCAUAAUAGCUACUUUGGAUUACUGAAGGUUGGUGGUUCACUACACAAGCACACUAAUUGCUGCAUGAGCUUGGAGCAUUAAAGUAUUUUAAGAAUAUGCUACUGAAAAAUUUAACCCACCACUUUUUCACCAUUAACAUGAAAUCAACCUAAUAAUAUAUUUGUGUAGCUUGCAGUGAAAAGCACAGUUUUCUUUGACCCUCUUAGGUAAGAGCAGCACAAAUUGUCUGUAGUUUCUAAACACUCUUGUCUUCUUGGGGUUUUAGAUGCUUAUACACUGCUGCUUGACAGUGUGUGAACCCUUGUAAUUAUUCAAUAUAUUGGCAUAAAUAUAAUUUCAAAUGCGAUUUAUUUUUCACCGAAGUCCUAAAACUAGAUAAUGAGAACCCAAUUAAACAAAUGAGUCAAAAAUAUAAAGCUUGUGCAUUUAUUUAUUUAUGGAUCACAAACCAAAGUUACAAUAUAUAUUUGUGUCUGGCAAACAUUCAUCUGAUGGGGAUAGUCAUGUUUCAAUGAAUGGGAUGAAAACUGAGAUCACACCAAGAGCAAGGCAUGCACUAAGUCAGGAGAUCUCAAAGAACCCCAGUUUAAUAUCUAUUGAAAAAAAGGCCUCUCUUGCAUUGGUGAAUGUCACUGUUAGGUGAACACCAAACAACAAUGGUUUGCAUGGCAGGUUUGCAAGGAGAAACCCACUUCAGUCCAAAAGAACAUUGCUGCCUGUCCAUAGUUUGCUUAAGACUACAUGGAUAAGUCAGAAUGGCAUUGGAAGUUCUAUGGAUGUAGUAGACCAAAUAGAAGUUUUUUGUUUUGAUAAAAAGCAUUAAUUUUGGUGAAAGGCAAACACUGCAAUACAAUCUAAAAAUCCUUAUCUCAUAUGUAAAAUAUGGUGGGGGCAGUAUUAUUUUUUUGGGCUGCAUUGCUGCCUUUGCACCAGGACAGCUUCUUUUUUUACUCCUUUGGGUUUUAUUAUGAAGUUUUAGGACUUGUGCGAAAAACAUCAGGUAUUAGGUCAUAUUUAUGAAGAAAUUUUAAAUUCAAAAGGGUUCAAAAACAUUCAAGCACCACUGUACAUAUCAUGGUUCUCAAUAAAAACGAGAACUGAUUGCUAUCUGUGAGAAUCAUAUUACCUUAGAUAUUUGAUUUAAACACCUAAAGAUCAUGCAAGUCUACAGUUUCAUACUGAAAUAAUUAUGUAAGUAUAAAUGGUAUUACCAAACCAUUACUAAUAGCAUGUUUGCAAGUCUGUCAAAAAGUACAUCCAUAUUCAACUUGGUGCUUCACUUCCUAUUUUUAUUAAAUAAAGACUACAGGCCCUAUUUCUCAGACAACAAUCAAAAUUUGCAAGCAAUAAAAUGACCCAUAUUUAUUAAGUGAAUUAUUCCAUCCUGUGAACACCCAAGUGUAAAGGUAGCCUUAUCCUGGCUGACAGUGCCCCAUCCACAAACCUACUCAUAUCCAUAUUAUAUGGAAAUCAGGUGGGAUGUUUUCCCCAAUACAUGCACAAAACCGUAAGGCUAACAUCAGGCUUUUUUUUCAACCAGUGCAAAAAUAGAGGAGAUUACAGCAACACGGCCUAUGCUACUUGCUGUCAUGGAUUUCAAUGGCAUCUACCUGACCCUGUGCACAUGAGCACAUUUUACAUUAUGGCAAACAUGGUGCAUUGGCAGCUGAGGUUUUCAACCUUUUCUGAAUGACAAACUGACAAA
This is a messenger RNA of Xenopus laevis (African clawed frog), 4077 nucleotides long. RefSeq names its product pannexin 2 L homeolog (gene panx2.L). Gene Ontology annotation, biological process: cell-cell signaling; transmembrane transport; positive regulation of interleukin-1 production. NCBI's taxonomy places the organism in Eukaryota, Metazoa, Chordata, Amphibia, Anura, Pipidae. Gene Ontology annotation, cellular component: endoplasmic reticulum membrane; gap junction; plasma membrane. The record is from RefSeq and is a predicted model, not a curated record. The coding region runs from base 367 to 2397 and encodes 676 amino acids. The transcript is spliced from 4 exons. Gene Ontology annotation, molecular function: channel activity; wide pore channel activity.